Molecule: messenger RNA, 322 nt
Organism: Candidula unifasciata
Lineage: Eukaryota; Metazoa; Mollusca; Gastropoda; Stylommatophora; Geomitridae
Source: the annotation of a GenBank genome assembly
GAAACGUGUGGCUGCCAAGGGACUUAUUUCUCAGUACUACUCCCAGCUGACAGAGGGCUGUGGAAAUGAGGGCUGCACUAAUGAAUAUUGUGCUUCCAGCGACCAGUUCCGCUUUAGAGACACUGACAGGAACUCCCUGGCUGUGCAGGCACUAGAUUUAUGCAAAACCAAAGCUCAGCUUUGUGAACGCAGGCCUAGCAAGAUGUCCAGGCUGCCAGAGUCACAUGAAGACGGACCUUCUUGGUUUGAUCCUGCAGGCAUGGGUGCCAGGAAUAAAGAUCUUUCACCAUCUUCUUCAUCGUCAGCAAUCAAAGUUGGUCUU